Molecule: messenger RNA, 2951 nt
Organism: Ciona intestinalis (vase tunicate)
Lineage: Eukaryota; Metazoa; Chordata; Ascidiacea; Phlebobranchia; Cionidae
Product: WD repeat-containing protein 36-like
Biological process (GO): rRNA processing
Cellular component (GO): small-subunit processome; Pwp2p-containing subcomplex of 90S preribosome
Molecular function (GO): protein binding
Source: RefSeq, a predicted model, not a curated record
UCUAGAUUAUGAUAAAACAAUUCUAUGUUUCAGGUGUUUUUCAAAUGUAAUAUGGGAAAUCAAUCCAAAAUAUUCGAGGGUUUUAAAGCCUUAGGAUUACAUUCUUCUCAUAUUCGACAUGUUAUACGACUACACAGAAGAUUGAAUGACUUCUAUGUGAUUGUACCUGUUGGGAAAGUUUUCCACACCUACAACUGCUCAAAAUUGGGAAUAUGUUACGUUAGCAACAGUCACCCACAAGAUAUUGAAUGUAUUGCUGUUGAUUCAUUCCUUGUUUACACUGGAUGUCAGAAUGUAGUGAGAGUAUUUGAAUACAAUACUCAGAUCAAAUAUACACUUGAAGGCCACACAAGUGAUGUACAUUUGAUACAUCCUUUAGGCAAGCACCUCAUUUCAGUUGAUAAGUCAAAUUGUGUCAAGAUAUGGCAUGUACAAACUGGUGAACAAUAUCUUAACAUAGAAUUUUCAUCAUCCGUGUUUGAAAUAACUACCUUGGUUCAUCCAAGUACUUAUGUGAACAAAGUUCUGUUUGGUAGUAAGCAAGGAUUGUUGCAGUUGUGGAAUGUUUCAAGGAAUAAAAUGCUGUAUGAGUUUGGACCUUGGAAAGACUCUCGUAUCACAUGCCUUGAGCAAAGUUCUGCAGUGGAUAUUAUAGGGGUGGGAACAGAAACAGGUGAUAUCUUGUUACUUAACUUAAAAACCGGAGAUGUUUUAAUGAAGUUUAUGCAAGACUAUGGACCAGUUACUUGCAUAAGCUUUUUGACUGAUGGUUCAAGCACUAUGGCUACUGGGACAGUAUCGGGUCAUAUUUGCUUGUGGGAUUUGGAGGAAAAGAUCCUGAAAGGGUUAAUGUCUAAUGCUCAUGCUGCUAGUGUUGCUGGUUUGACGUUCAUUCCAUCACAGCCUUUAAUGGUGACAAAUGCUGCGGAUAAUACUAUUAAAAUCUGGGCCUUUGAUACAGAGGAUGGUAUGGGGCGUUUGUUGAGGGAGAGAUCGGGCCAUUAUGGUCCCCCAGUCAAAGUUCGUUUUCACGAUGAGACAUCUGUUAUUUCAUCAGGUUAUGACUCAACAAUUCGAUUAUUUUCAUGUGUACAUAGCAGUAAAGAUAAAAACUUCGGCCAAGCUUCAAUGAAUCGAGCACAAGCAAAGAAGAAGGGUAUUCGAAUUGAUGACAAGAAACUGCCUCCUGUAGUUGAGUUUUGUGUUGAACGGGCAAGAGAAAGUCAAUGGGAUGGACUUGUAGCUGUUCACUACCGGCACCCACUUGCCACAAGUUGGAACGUCAAGUGCAGUCGCAUGGGGUCUCAUAAGUUCCUUCAUGACAGGUUUAAAACUGCUGGAAAAGGUGAAAAGAAGUUGGUGUCGUUUAAAAAUCACCAUGUUACAAGCGUAGCGCUUACAGCUUGUGGGAAUUUUACUCUGAUUGGAUAUAGCACCGGUCACCUUGAUAUGUACAACAUACAAUCUGGUAUUCAUCGUGGCACUUAUGUUGAUAAAAGUUUAGGGAAAACUGCUGGUGACAAAGCACAUUCUGCAUCUGUGGUUGGGGUAGCUGUGGAUGCUCUGAACCAAAUAACUGUGACUGCUGGAAACGAAAAAUGUUUUAAGUUUUGGAGAUUUAAGGAGAACACGAUUCUGGAUAAAUUGGAGUUGGAUUGUGUUCCUUCGCAAAUUAACUUGCAUAGAGACAGUGGAAUGGUAGCGGUUGCAUGUAAUGAUUUUUCCGUCAAAGUGGUUGAUAUUGAUACAAGAAAAGUUGUACGAAACUUUACUCACCAUACUGGUGUGAUUAAUGAUCUAUGUUGGAGCAGUGAUGCAAGAUGGCUGAUCACUGCAUCCAGUGAUUGCACAGUAAGAACGUGGGAUUUACCAUCUGCUACUCUUAUAGACUGCUUUGCCGUUGAUAAUGCAGUCACCAGUUUAAAUUUGUCUCCCAACUGUGACAUGCUGGCAACAUCCCAUGUAGAUGAUCUUGGUGUUUACAUUUGGUCAAAUAGAUAUUUGUAUUCUCAUAUUUCACUUCAGCCAUUGCCAUUGGACUAUGAGCCAGAUGAUGCGGUGGAUCUCCCCCUCACAAUUCCUCUCCCUGUUUCAGAGGUUGCGGAAACUCCUGAUGAAGAAAAGCAAGCAAAUGAAGACAUAAAGUGUGAACAACUUGAAAGUAAUCUAAUCACUCUUGCUUGUCUCCCUCAGUCACGAUGGGCAAAUCUUCUUCAACUUGAUGUUAUAAAGCAAAGAAACAAGCCGAAAGAAGCCCCAAAAGUCCCUAAAUCUGCUCCAUUCUUUCUCCCAACAGCUUCUGCACUCGUCCCAAGCUUUAUUACUGAUCCGGAUGUAAAAGACACCGAUUCUUCGAAGAUCACAUCACUAAAAUCUAUUGAGAACUUUUCAGAAUUUGCAGCCAUUUUAAACAAUUGCAGUUCAAUUGAAAAUUACAGCUCAGCUUUGGAAUACUUAAAAAAACAAGGUCCAUCCGCCAUAGACACUGCGUUACGCUCAUUAGACCCCUUUUGUGGUGGUUCAAAUGCUUUACUUGAGAUCUUUUUAGAUUUCGUUGAAGAAAUUUUUAUUUCUCGACGCGAUUUUGAGGCAAUCCAAGCCUAUUUCGGACUGUUUUUAAAAAUUCAUGCCGACACACUUGCCUCAAUACCUGGGGUAGAGUCUAAACUAGAACGAAUCCUUAAGAGGCAAGAAGAAGACCGAAAAGAAAUUUCAUACUUAUUAAACCAAGCGAUGUGUGUAACAAAUUUUAUAAAAUCUGCUGGAAUUUAAAUCUAAUCCUGUCUUUCAUUAAAUAUUUUAUGUACUUUUACAUAACAACUGUUUUGUUUUAGUCAUACAAAUAUCUUGGUGCCUUUCUUCCUAAGUUUUUCAUCUUGUCAUGGCUAUUCAAAAGCAUUAAAUGUUUGUGGUAAAUAAUGUAUUUGAAAAUACACGAACACUACAGGAAA